AUGCCGAUCACUCAAACAGGACAUCCCGGGCAGGACCAUUCGCGUGAUCCUUGCCCAUGGGUAAUCCUCAAUGACUUCGGUGGCGCCUUUGCUAUGGGCUGUAUUGGUGGAUCUAUCUGGCAUGGUAUCAAGGGUGCGCGUAACUCGCCGCGCGGUGAGCGUUUCCUCGGAUCAGUAUCUGCUAUAAAAGCGCGCGCUCCAGUCCUGGGCGGUAACUUUGGUGUCUGGGGCGGUCUUUUUACGACCUUCGAUUGCACAGUCAAGUCUGUUCGCCAAAAGGAAGACCCGUGGAAUGCCAUUAUUGCUGGUUUCUUUACUGGUUCUAGUUUGGCAAUUCGCGGCGGUCCGAAAACUGCAUUCGGUGCUGGUGUUAUGUGUGGUAUUCUUCUUGGUGUCUUUGAAGGUGUUGGUGUGCUGAUGCAGCGCCUUCUUGCAGAGGGCAACAAGCCUGUUGCGCCCAUUAUUCCUGAUACUCCGGGAGCGCCAGCUGGUGGCCCUGGUAUCUCUAAAUAA
Messenger RNA from Malassezia sympodialis ATCC 42132, 513 nucleotides. It is a transcript of the gene TIM17, whose product is annotated as protein transporter TIM17. Gene Ontology annotation, cellular component: TIM23 mitochondrial import inner membrane translocase complex. The record is from RefSeq and is a predicted model, not a curated record. NCBI's taxonomy places the organism in Eukaryota, Fungi, Basidiomycota, Malasseziomycetes, Malasseziales, Malasseziaceae. Gene Ontology annotation, biological process: protein import into mitochondrial matrix. Gene Ontology annotation, molecular function: transmembrane protein transporter activity.